AUGGGGGGAAAUGUUAGCAAGGAAGACAUUAGAGGGGAUACGAAGGAGGAAGAAAAGCCACUUGUUGUCGUUGCUAUAGAUUUUGGUACAACAUACACGGGUUAUGCUUUCUCUCUGGUGCGCAGUCCAACACAGAUCUAUACAGGGAAGUAUAAAAAUAAACUAGUAGAAGACCGGGAACCAACGACGGUACUUUUAAAACCUGAUGGUUCCUUUGAUUCGUUCGGAUACAGAGCUAUCCGAAAUUAUGGACAUUUAUCCAAACAAGAACAACAGAAUUAUCGUUUCUUCAAGACCUUCAAAAUGGAAUUGCACAAUACAACUGAUUUGUCACACGACACUAUGAUAAAAGACGUUCGUAAGAGAGAGUUUUCUGCAGCAAAAGUGUUUUCAUAUGUUAUAGAAUAUCUGAAAUCACUUGCAGUUUCUGUCAUGCGAGAGGACACAACUGAUUUAAAAGAAAAUGACAUACAAUGGAUGAUAUCAAUUCCAGCAAUUUGGUCAGAUUCCUGUCGUCAGUUCAUGCGCGAGGCUGCUACAAGUGCAGGAAUUCCUGAAGAGAAAUUACGCCUGGUUUUAGAACCCGAGGCUGCUUCCAUGUAUUGUCGGGAAAGAUUAAUGGUAGCUACAGGAGCAGCUUCGAUUGAUGAACUUCCGAUAGGUUAUAAAUACAUUCUAGCUGAUCUAGGAGGGGGCACAGCUGAUAUAUGUGCACAUGAAAUAAUCGAGCGUGCAAAGUUACGAGAACUUUACAAAGCCAGCGGCGGAGACUUUGGUGGAAACAAAGUAGAUUUAGAAUUCUACAAAUUCAUGAUUAAUCUAGUCGGUGGGCCAGUGUGGACUAUAUUUCAAGAUGAUUAUAUGCCACUUUCCUUCGAGUUUAUGAAGGAAUUUGAAGCAAAGAAAAAGACUUUCACAUCUGAUGUUCAAACUGUGAGUCUAAAGCUAGAAAAUGCUCUACUAGAAAUUUUAAAAACUGAAACAGAUGAAACUUUAGAAGAAACACUGUCACAAAUGACUUCACGUUACAAAGGAAAACUAUCGUACAAAAGGGUUGACCAAAGACUAGAAAUCAAAGGUGACAUUAUGGCCGACUUCUUUAAACAUUCCAUAGACGGGGUUAUUUCAAAAAUCAAAGAGAUUUUGGGAGAAUGUGGAGAAGUUCAAACGUUGCUACUCGUCGGGGGCUUUGCCGAGUCUCAAUACUUAAGAGAAAGAAUCCAAGCCAAAAUUAAGAAUGUACGAAUCCUUCUUGAACAAGACGCACGCCUUGCAGUGAUGAAAGGAGCUGUAUUAAUGGGCUACAAACCUAGAAAUAUCAUUGAACGAAGAGCCUGGUAUACCUAUGGCUUUUCAAAGGUUCGUCUUUUUCAACGGGGAACGGAUCCAGAGGACUUAAAAGUGAAAAAAGAGGAUGGAAAAGAAUACUGUGAUGGUCUUUUCGAUAUACAGAUUAAGAAAGGUCAGAUAGUAAAAUAUGAUGAAAUGUUCCCUUCUAGCACUAUUGAGCUUUUAAAGGAUCAGGCGUCAAGAAAAAACACGAUAACUAUCGAAUUGUGGAAGUCAAACCGUAAAACUCCAAGGUAUUGCACAGAGGAGGAAGAAUGUUCGAGGAUCGCUGAGAUCGUGAUGAAACCGCCACCGAAGGGCUGGCCAGAACGUAUUAGAAUAGAGCGUCAGCUAGUAAUGGGUGAAACUGAGCUGCAGAUUCAAAUAAAAAAUGCUACUACGGGAGAAAAGUAUGAAACCAGACUUGACUUUCUGGAAGUAAACAAAACACUAUAG
Messenger RNA from Mercenaria mercenaria, 1785 nucleotides. Its product is annotated as heat shock 70 kDa protein 12A-like. Gene Ontology annotation, molecular function: ATP binding; ATP-dependent protein folding chaperone. Lineage: Eukaryota; Metazoa; Mollusca; Bivalvia; Venerida; Veneridae. The record is from RefSeq and is a predicted model, not a curated record. Bases 1 to 1785 code for a protein of 594 amino acids. The transcript has a single exon.